AUGGAGCUAAUGAAACUUGUGUUUGAUUCUGUAGAUGCCGAUGUUCCAGGGAAUUCCACUGUUAUUAAAACAGCUCUUGUUGAAUUGCAUGGCCACACAGGAGCCGUUAUUGCUGCGGAUUGGCUGGCUGGCGGUGAUCACGUUAUUACUGCUUCCUGGGAUAGAACUGCUAAUGUGUUUGAUGCGCAGACUGGAGACCUAGUGAACCAGUUGGCUGAUCUUGAUCAUGACCUACAUGACAGUAGUUAUUAAACUUAAACUCAGAAACUUCUGGUAACAUCAUCAAAAGAUACGACAUUCCGACUAUGGGACUUCAGAGAAGCCAUCCAUUCAGUGAGUGUGUUUCAGGGACACACAGAGUCGGUAACUAGCGCUACUUUUACAAGUGGUGAUAAAGUAGUGUCUGGUAGUGACGACAGGACCGUGAAGGUUUGGGAUUUAAAGAAUAUGCGCUCACCUUUAACAACUAUAAGACUAGACUCUCCAGUUAACAGACUUGCGGUAUCGAGUCAACAUGUUAUUGCUAUUCCUCACGACAACAGAAAUGUCCGUUUGUAUGAUGUGACAGGAGUUCGCAUAGCUCGCCUUCCUCGAGGAAACAGACUGGGACAUAGAAGAAUGGUGUGCUCCGUGGCUUGGGCAGAUGAACACACUCAAUCACGUUGUGAUCUCUUUACCUGUGGCUUUGAUCGACUAACCUUAGGAUGGCAGGUCACAUUGCCCACUAAAGAUGAUUCAAAGCCAAACAUCUUGAAAACGUACUAAAUCAAAUCAAGUAAAACUUGUUGCUUGUAAAGAAAGUGGUUGUGUGUUAAAAAGAUUGUUUUUUUAGUAAUUUAAUACUAGUCUUGUAAACUGCAGACAGAUAAUGUUGUUGUGGACCGUUUGUUUGUCAGCUUUAAGUUGUUAUAAUAAUGGAUUGGGACCUAAUAUUUUUCAAUGUUUAAAUGGAACAAAUUAGUAUUUACAUAUUAUUGGUUUUUAUACAAACUUUGAUGUGUCAGAUCCCACCAGUGAAUAAUUAUUAAAGUUUUUAUUUUGGAAACCAUAUAAUAAAUGCUAAUCAGAUAUUUAAACUUGUUUCCAACCAACUCGUUAAAUUACCAUUCAACAAAUGUCGAAUUGUAAUUUAAUACGUAUCAAAUACUUGAGUAUAGUUCUUGUGAAGAGACAUUUUUAUAUAAUUAUUCAACAAACCUUUAAUUUCAUUGCUGUUAUGAUUUCCUUGUAUAAGUAUUGGGCCAAGAUUGUAAAGAUAUAUUUAUCCAUCAACAAAUGUCGAAUUGUAAUUUGUAUCAAAUACUUGAGUAUAGUUCUUGUGAAGAGACAUUUUUAUAUAAUUAUUCAACAAACCUUUAAUUUCCUUGUAUAAGUAUUGGGCCAAGAUUGUAAAGAUAUAUUUAUCCAGUUACAUCAAAUGUAUUUCUUUACGAGAUAAUCUUGGAAUUUAAAGUGUGUGAAACUUCCUAGUCCUGACUUGUGAGAUCUGUCUUUCAGUGUGCUACAAUAGUCAUAUUAUUAACAAUCCAGAAAAUAGUUAUACAUGAAAGUAAAUUAAAUACUAUGUUUUCAACUUGUAAUAAAAAUUAAUAAUUAUCCAUUACACCAUUGUGUUUUCCAACUUAGCAAUUAUUGAACUGGCUUGUUGGCCUAUUUUCUACUCUGCUUCAUAUAGAUAAUCUAGCAAUGUGUGAUCUUGUCAGAGAGGGGAAAAAAGCAGCAGGAAAUAAAACUGGAGUUUUAGGGUUUAAUGUAAAUAUAUAUUUGGAUUAUUACAUCUGACUGGAAGAAGUUCAAGGUAUUUAUUUAUGGAUAAGGAUUAUAAGUGUGAUUAUAAAACGGACCUACACAGGACAGUCGUUAACCGUAACAGGCGAUGUUGAGUUAAAGCGAAGAAUGUGACAACUUUUGUAUAAAGCAACAGUUAAAUAUCAUUCUGCUGUUGUGGUUAAAACAAUGUUUAUCAGUACUGUGCUCGUUAUAUUGUAAAAUGUUUAUUUCUGUAAUUAAAAACAAAGUUCAGGACUAACGUUGGAAUUUAUUUGGUUAAACUUUGACAGUGUUUCAUUUCUAUAUUCCAAAUAAAGUGUUUUUUACAUAUAACAGUUUGCUACUUAUUAUUUGGUAAUGUAUUAUAAUAAAUUAAUUUUAGAUAAAUUUGUGUUUGUGAUAUUGGCCGUGUUCCUGUAGCAUCUAGACUAUUCUGUGGUUGAUUAGAAUUUCUUUUCAUUAAAUAGUUGCCUUUUGAAAAACAUAAAUUAAGGCUGGCUUAAAAUUGAUUUUUAUUGGUAUGGUUACAAUAUUUCAGUUCAAUGUUUCUUACACUGUAAAGCAUUAAAACCAUCAACAUAUAUUAGGCUACAAGUACAGAUUUUGAGUUUUCCAGUUCCAAAAUAACAAUGAACUUAAUGACAUACAUAAUCUACAGGGCGUUUUUCUUGUCUCUGAAAUCUAACAGUAAUUGGAAUGUUUUCUAUUAACUGUUUGGAACACAAUUCAUCAAACCUUAGAGUGCCUUUUUAACUCGGCAUAUACUUAAAUACAACACCCUAUGACCGAAGGACUUACAAAAGGUGGACAUUUCUGCUUGGGUUAUUUGUGUUUUUCUAACAUCAUGAACUGAAUACACUUUAUAGAUUAACAUUUAUGUCUUACAAAAGCAAAUGUUUAAAAGUAGUUUGUAAGCACAAUGAUAUUUAGCAACAUGAAUGUUUACAAAGCUAUUUAGGGGUACAUAUUUUAAGUGUGAAAGGUCAGUUUAAAUUAUGUUUUCUGUAUGGUUCAAGUAUUCAAAUGUUUAUUUUUUCUUUAAAGUAGAUCAGAUUGUUAAGUGGUUAUUUUUGAGCACAAAGCUAGACAAUAGGCUACUCGUGUUCUGCCUACUACAGGUAUCAUAAGCUUUCCGACUUGCAGCCGAGAGCCACAAGGGAUGUUUCUCGAGUAAAAAAAAUGUAUCAAUAUAAUGAUGCUAAACACCAGUUCACGCCGUAUGUCAACCAUGUGUAUCUAUGUUUUCAGUAAUAAAACUGAUCACUUUCUAA
This is a messenger RNA of Limulus polyphemus (Atlantic horseshoe crab), 3041 nucleotides long. RefSeq names its product WD repeat-containing protein 37-like. Lineage: Eukaryota; Metazoa; Arthropoda; Merostomata; Xiphosura; Limulidae. Gene Ontology annotation, cellular component: preribosome, large subunit precursor. The record is from RefSeq and is a predicted model, not a curated record. Gene Ontology annotation, molecular function: protein binding. The transcript is spliced from 5 exons.